CCUCCACAGGCCAAUAGGAGGAGCUCCAGGGUUAGUUCUUCGGGAGGUUUGGGGAACAGACAGAGGAAAUCAUUUGUUCCGUUGUUGUGAUGAGUUUUGUGAGCCGUGGAGUGUUUGGGUGGGCAAGAUGGAGAUCAUCACGACCCAAAUGGACCGGGAUCUGUUUCCAGAGGAGAAAGGCCACUGUUGGCUCUGCAGUGGCUGAAACACCAAGUCGCAAGACUUUCCAGGAACUGCCAGGCGUUGGGUUCUGGAGCUCCGUGUACUGGUUCCUGCUCCGGGGCUAUAUUCUGCACACACAUGAGUUACAGGUAAUAUAUAAGAAGCUGUAUGGACCCAUGUGGAAAUUUGUAGUGGGUCGAGAGAUUUCUGUGAGCAUUGCUUCCCCUGAAAUAAUGGAGAAGAUGAUGCGACAAGAAGGGAAGUACCCUAUGAGGUGCGACAUGGCUGAGUGGAAGGAGCACCGGAACUUGAAGGGCCUAGCAUGUGGGCCUCUGACAGAGGAAGGGGAACGCUGGUAUCACUUACGCCAGGUGCUGAACAAGAGGAUGCUGAAACCUUCAGAGGCUGUGCUGUAUGCUGAUGUCAUCAAUGAAGUGGUGACUGACUUGAUGGUGCACCUGCAGAAUGAGAGGGAGAAGAGUCCUUGUGGGGUGGUAGUCCAGGAUGUUGCCAACCAGCUCUACCGAUUUGCCCUGGAAGGCAUUUCUUACAUUCUCUUUGAGACCCGUAUUGGCUGCCUGCAAAAGCAAAUACCUGCAAAAACCCAGGUCUUCAUAAAUUCGAUUGGUCUCAUGUUUAAGAAUUUCGUUUUUGUCAAUGCCUUGCCCAAGUGGACCCGGGAGGUGCUGCCUUUCUGGAACCGCUAUCUGGAGAGUUGGGAUACCAUCUUUGCUUUUGGCCAAAAAUUAAUUGAUAAACGAAUGGAGGAAAUCGCAGCUCAGCUAGAAGAAGGAGAAAAUCCAAAAGGAGAAUAUCUAACCUAUCUGUUGUCAAGUGGGAAACUAACCAUCAAGGAAGUGUCUGGCAGUGUGGCUGAAUUACUCAUGGCUGGCGUGGACACAACAUCCAACACAUUAGCGUGGACUCUCUACCACCUUGCGAAAGACACUGAGAUUCAGGAUGCCUUAUUCCAAGAAGUUGUGGGUGUGGCACCCAAAGACCGGAUCCCCAGUACUGAAGAUCUUGCAAGGAUGCCCUUGCUGAAGGCCAUCAUCAAAGAAACACUGAGGUUGUACCCUGUGGUUCCUAUCAAUUCCCGAGUGGCAAUAAAGGAUGUCAUUAUUGAAGGUUACCAUUUCCCUAAAGGGACAUUGUUCUCUUUCUGUCAUUUUGCCCUCUCUCGUGAUGAGGCCAACUUUCCGGAGCCCAACAAAUUUGUACCACGGCGCUGGCUGCGAGAAGAGCAUGCUUCAGCCCAUCACCCCUUCAGCUCCAUCCCCUUUGGCUAUGGGGUCCGGGGCUGUGUGGGGCGUCGUAUUGCUGAAUUAGAGAUGCAUUUGGCUCUUGUCAGGAUUAUCCAGAAAUAUGAAAUAAGACCUGACCCCCAGGGAAGUGAAGUGAAACCCUUGGCUCGUGUCGUCUUGGUGGCAGACAGACCCAUCAACCUUCAGUUCCUGGACAGACAGACAGAUGAUUCUUCACACGCCUUUGGAUAGGCAGCACAAAAAGUCUCUGCUAAAGCCAAAAGGUGCCUGAAUUCUUAGUAUUGCAUAUGUUCUGUUCCCAGUUUAGUGACUUUCUUCCUUGAAUUUAUAACCAUGGACAUGUCUUUUCACAAAUAGUGUAUAAAUAUACUGCAAUUUGCAGGUUAUUUGAAUGUAGGGAUCCUGCCAAUAUAGUGUAUUAUUGGAAGCUAUCUUGCAAACUUUUGGGAAAAGUAAAAGGGCAGGAUGUGUUUAAAAUAAAUUGCUUACCUACUAAACACUGUAAGCUUCACUUUAAGAAAAUGAAGAAGCUGCAAUCUUUGGACUUUGCCAUCAUGUUCUGAAACAUCUUUUUUCUCCCUUUCCCCUCUUUGUACUUGACAUCUGGAGUGAUGAAGAGUUCUGGGGAAAUCAGAGUUGCACUCACUCUUUUUGUAAUAUUUGGAUUGGACUUAAUAAAAAGUAUUACAAUA
Messenger RNA from Eublepharis macularius, 2119 nucleotides. RefSeq names its product sterol 26-hydroxylase, mitochondrial-like. The record is from RefSeq and is a predicted model, not a curated record. Gene Ontology annotation, molecular function: monooxygenase activity; heme binding; iron ion binding. Gene Ontology annotation, cellular component: mitochondrial inner membrane. Gene Ontology annotation, biological process: cellular response to peptide hormone stimulus; cortisol metabolic process; C21-steroid hormone biosynthetic process. Lineage: Eukaryota; Metazoa; Chordata; Lepidosauria; Squamata; Eublepharidae. The transcript is spliced from 9 exons. Bases 90 to 1658 code for a protein of 522 amino acids.